Messenger RNA from Anoplophora glabripennis (Asian longhorned beetle), 2753 nucleotides. Its product is annotated as neutral alpha-glucosidase C. Gene Ontology annotation, biological process: carbohydrate metabolic process; N-glycan processing. The coding region runs from base 67 to 2628 and encodes 853 amino acids. The record is from RefSeq and is a predicted model, not a curated record. Gene Ontology annotation, molecular function: alpha-glucosidase activity; carbohydrate binding. The transcript is spliced from 15 exons. NCBI's taxonomy places the organism in Eukaryota, Metazoa, Arthropoda, Insecta, Coleoptera, Cerambycidae.
AUAAAAAAUCUAAGUGUCUGUUUCAAAUAUUCGAUAUACAAAUUGUAUGAUCAGAUCUAUUGGGCAAUGCAAAGGUUACUACUACUGUUACUGGUGUGUCUAACACCGUUCGUUUUUUCUGCAGAUAAUAAUCUGUACAAAAAUUGUUCGAGGGUUCCAUUUUGCACGACAAUGAGAUACCAAGAAGUAAACAAGUUCUUCUAUUUUUCUGCCGAUAUUAUGAGUUACGCCGUGACGGACAAUGUUGUGACUGUGCCACUCAGUAAUUUGAACGGUGACGAAUUAGAUUUACAAAUAUCCGUCUUAUCCGGACGAAAAGCAAGGGUAAAGGUCCUGGAAAAAAAUCAUAGCCGCUACGAGUUACAGGAUGUCCUAGACAAAGAUUUCCCUGCUAUUAGCACCGUACACGCAACUACGGAAGAAAGGAUGUUAUUCCUAAUUUCCCAAGAAGAUACUAAUUUCAUUAUUCACGUAAACGGUCCUGCUCCGUUCUCUGUAGAAUUUCUUUACGACACUCAAGUUGAGCUUGUUCUGAGAGGAGAUCGGUUGGUCAUGACGAAUAAUGAUAGCAGUCAAGCCUUCUCUUUCGAUGUGGAAUUUGAAGAAGCUCAAAAACUGUAUGGGUUGCAUCACCAUGCUUACAAUCUAGGACUAGGAGAAACGGCUGAUGGUACGGUAGACCCGUUCCAUCUAAAGAAUUUUGACACUCCAUCCUACGACGUUGGCUCUACAAUGGCUUUGUAUGGGGCUGUGCCAGUUGUUUACGGUCAUUCGUCUAAAUGGACCUCCGGUGUAUUUUUGCACAACGCAGCCCAACAGUGGAUCGACAUUACUUACGCCGAAAGUAACCCAAUAGCAUACUUUAUGGUAGAAAGCGGUACAUUUGAUUUGUUUGUCAUGAUGGGACGUACUCCCAAGGAAAUCGUCAGGCAGUUCACAGAUCUAACUGGAAAAGCGCAUAUGCCUCAGUUAUGGGCGUUGGGAUACCACCAAUGCCGCUAUUCUUAUAUGACCCAAGAGGAAGUUAAGAAUGUGGUAGCGUACAUGGAUCAAGGCGAUUUCCCGAUGGACGCGAUAUGGCUUGACAUCGACUAUACAGACGAGAAGAAAUAUUUUACUUGGAACAAAGAAACGUUUACCGAUCCGGAAGAAAUGCAGCGAAAUUUGUCGUCUACCAACAGAAAGCUUGUGACUAUCAUCGACCCCCAUUACAAGGUCGAUGAUAAUUAUCCUGUGUAUGCAGGUGCUAAAGACGAUCUCUUCGUGAAAUGGCCAAAUGGAAGUAAUUUUGAAGGCAACUGUUGGCCCGGAUUGGCCAGUUGGUUCGACUUCCUCAACCCGGAAGCUAGAGAUUACUACGCGAGUUGGUUUUCCUACGAAAAAUUUGUUGGUUCCACAGAGGUUCUGGCUGGGAUCUGGAACGACAUGAACGAACCUUCAAUCUUCGACGCGCAGUUUGAAAAUACAAUGCCUUCUGAAACAGUGCACAUAGGCGACGUCUUGCAUAGGGAUGUGCACAACAUCUACGGAUUUUUACAAACCAAAGCUACACACCAAGGUCUAAUACAACGCGACAACGGCACCAAGAGACCUUUUAUCUUGACUCGCUCCCACUUUGCCGGUUCCCAGAGAUACGCUGCCAUGUGGACGGGUGAUAACCUUGCUCGCUGGUCGCACCUUCCGAUUACUUACCCAGAAUGUGUCAAUUCUAAUAUGUUGGGCUUGGUAUUUUGCGGGGCCGAUGUGGGCGGAUUUAAUGAAAAUCCAACUGAACAACUAAUACAGAGGUGGUACCAGGCAGCCAUUUGGUUGCCAUUCUUCAGGCAACAUUCAGCCUCUAACGCGGAGAGGAGAGAACCUUACUUAUUUUCAGAGGAAAUCCAAAACGUUAUCAGAAAUGCCAUAAAAUUGCGAUAUAAGCACCUGCCGGUCUGGUAUACGUUGUUUUACGAACACACUCGUUACGGAGACCCAAUUUUAAGGCCGUUUUUCUAUGAAUAUCCGGAAUUUUUUGAGCAAGACGACCAUGUUCUAGUUGGGAGUGACAUCUUAGCAAGGCCUGUUUUGGAACCUGAUGUGACUUCUAUAACAGUUAUUUUCCCAGGAUCGAAUACCAACUGGUAUAGAGCCGACGACGAAUCUUGGUCAGUUCAUAAAGGAAAUACUUCCGAAGAAGUUGAUGUGGAUAUAAGUACAUCUCCAUACUAUUAUAGAGCUGGCAGUAUAAUACCUAGAAAGGAUAGAGCAAGAAAAUCUUCUACAGACAUGCAAAAUGAUCCCCUAACCAUUUAUGUAAAUUUGGACGAGAAUGGCAAUGCCCAAGGAAGGUACUACCAAGAUGAUUACGAAAGCUUCAAGUACUCCACGGAUGAUAUUUAUCUAUAUGCGACUUUUACUUACAUUCCCGCGAGUCAUGGUAUACAAAUUUUGAUUAUUGACGGUAAUUCUGAGGGAUUUGCUCCAGUUUUACAGGAAAUCGUAGUUCACAGCAUAACUGAAGUUUCAGGUAAAGCAGCAGGUGUCCAAUCUAGGUACACCACAAAUUCAGAAGGUAUCCCUUUGAGUUCUAUAGACAUCGUCGCACAACUGAAGAAAAUGAGAAGCAAUGAAAUGAUGAUAUUCCUAUAAGAUAAUGAUUAACGUAUUUUAUAUUAUACGGUUAUGGCAAAUAAAUAUGUUUUGAACAUGAAUAUUAUAAUUUCUAAGUUCUAAGUUUGUAAAUCCAGUAUUUAAAAUAUAGAUAUUUCUGGCAA